AUGACCGCAAGACUCUGCGCCCUUCUCAAGAAUGCCUGGGCCAAGGGGCCAGUCCUGGUCGUGUCCUUCUUCAUUGGGAGCCUCACUGUAAUUCUGCCCCCAAUCAGCCCCUACUUCAAGUACUCUGUUAUGAUCAACGAGGCCACGUCCUACAACUACACAGUGCCUGUCUGCCCUGAUGGGAACAUGCCUGAUGUACCCAGCCACCCCCAGAAACCCCAGGGGCCCCGCCUGGAGUGGCUGAAGAACCUGUGA
Messenger RNA from Callithrix jacchus (white-tufted-ear marmoset), 255 nucleotides. NCBI's taxonomy places the organism in Eukaryota, Metazoa, Chordata, Mammalia, Primates, Cebidae. The record is from RefSeq and is a predicted model, not a curated record.